AUGUUAAUUAAAAAUUUACCUGUAAGAGACAUUAAAGAUUAAAAUAAUUUCAUUAAGGAUUAGGUAGGUGGUGCUACUUCAAUGAUUUUAUACCUUUUGCUGCGAGGCUGGGACGAAAGUUCAAAUGAUGGUCUCCAAAUUCGAUCCAGUUUCGAUGGCAACCUAGGAAUGGUCAUAUGAUGAAAGGUGUCUGCACAAUGAACCUGGACAGAGAAUCAAUGCUUAUAAAUUGUUUGAAUGAAAACGGAAACUAUAAGAUUCUAAGGUUUUGGCAUCAGCCAUUGCAUUAGCCAUAAUAAACAAAUUAAGGACAUUAAACUAUAGAAUUUAACAAUCUUAUAUGUUCUCAUUAGGUGUCCAAAUCCAUUCUCUGCAGCCAAAGUGAUUGAGGCUCAUUCGUAAUGCUAUAAAUACUUGCAGUCUUAUCAUUUAUCAAACAACAAAGAAGAAAGUAAGUAUUGAUACAGCAAAGAAAGAACAAAACGUUGCUUUUGAAAAAAUGGAGAAUGAUGCCGGUGCUGCUUCUGUUCCCUCUACAAUGAAGGCUUGGGUUUAUGCUCAACAUGGAAAACCUGCUGAUGUUCUGAAACUCAAGUCAGAUGUUGCUGUACCCCAAGUGAAGGAAGACCAGGUUCUAGUCAAGGUUGUUGCGGCAGGGCUUAAUCCACCUGAUAACAAGAGGAUGAUUGGGAUAUUUAUACAUGCUGAAUGUCCUUUUCCAACGAUUCCAGGCUAUGAUGUUGCUGGCGUGGUGGUGAAAGUAGGAAGCCAAGUAAAGAAUUUAAAGGUAGGAGAUGAAGUAUAUGGGAAUGUUCAUGAGAAAGCCUUGGAUCAUCCGAAACAAUAUGGCACUUUAGCUGAGUAUACUGCUGUUGAAGAGAGGUUGUUAGCUCUCAAACCAAAAAAUGUGAGCUUUCCUGAAGCUGCUGCACUGCCUGUUGGCACUGGGACUGCCUACGAAGGCCUUCAACGAUGCCAGUUUUCUGCAGGUCAAUCUAUUCUUGUCUUAGGAGGUGCUGGUGGGGUUGGCAGCAUGGUCGUUCAGCUAGCCAAGCAUGUUUUUGGGGCAUCCAGAGUAGCAGCUACAGCAAGCACUGGAAAACUGGAGUUGCUCAAGAGCUUGGGAGCUGAUUUAGCAAUCGAUUACACCAAAGAGAACUUCGAAGAUCUACCAGAGAAAUUCGAUGUAGUAUACCAUUGCGUUGGGCAAUGCGAAAGGGCAGUGAAGGCAAUGAAAGGAGGAGGGCGAGUGGUGACAGUUAGCGGUGCUGUGACAGUGCCAGCAUUUAAAUUCAUAGUCACUUCUAAUGGAGCUGAUUUGGAGAAACUGAAUCCUUAUUUGGAUAGUGGGAAGGUAAAGGCAGUGAUUGAUCCCAAAGGCAUUUAUCCUUUCUCUCAAACCCUGGAAGGACUUGCCCAUGUUGACACUGGCAGAGUUGCAGGAAAAGUGGUCGUAUAUCCGAUCCAAGAAGAGAAUUGA
Messenger RNA from Theobroma cacao (cacao), 1480 nucleotides. The record is from RefSeq and is a predicted model, not a curated record. NCBI's taxonomy places the organism in Eukaryota, Viridiplantae, Streptophyta, Magnoliopsida, Malvales, Malvaceae.